GUCGCUACUUUCAUUUAAUACGCAUUAAAUGAAAUUCUAGAGAUUUCACAAAUUACAUAAAUAAACCGUUACACAUGCCAAAAAACAAGAGAAAGAGAAACCAGUGUGUGGCGAAAACUUUUCUCUGCCAUUUUUCACGCGCUAUUGAAAAUCUAAAGAGAUAAAAAGAGCAAAAAAAAAACAUUAGAUCUAUUAAAUCAUCAAUAAAAAUAGCUAGAAAAAAAAACAAAAUUCGGAAUCCAACCAUUAACUAACGGUACCAUGAGCGCAGCUGUUUGAAAAAAACCAACAACAACAACAAAAACCACCGAAAACAUCACGCAUCAAAUCACACAAACAACAAACUGUAGUAGCAAAAGCCGGCGCACAUAAUUAAUAUGUACGAGAAAACAUUAACAAUAGGAAAUGCAAAAGUUAAUAAUGCAUAUGAGUGGCAAAAAGUGAGUUAUAACAACAAAAGCACAACAACGGCCAAACCAAAGCAAAUCAAUCACAAAACUAGCAAAAGCAGUGCAAAAACUGCAACCAAAACAAAUGCAACAAAAAUAGCAAGUGCAGCAGCAACAACAACAACACCCAAAGAAACGGUUAAACCCUCCACACAACCACUACAAAACAACCAAAAGUACAAAUACUUCGGCAGUGCGGCGCGCCGGCUGGCGCAUCAAAUAAAGCGGGCGCAUCGGCAUUUAUUGACCAGCGGCGGCAACGACAAACAACCACAACAAAAGCCUGUUGCAAAAAGGACACCAAAAACAACAACAACGGCGGAGGGUGCAGCAGCUGGAAAACAGAAACAGCAGCCGCGUAACAAACGCGCAAGCAACAAACAAUUGUUAAAAAGUGAUAAACCAAAGCCGAAAGCAGGCAAACACCAGCGUCAACAGCGUGGCAGCAGCAGGCAGAGUCGCAGUGACGGGGCACUAUCGGGGCAGUCUUCGCGUUGGUGCUCCAUCGAGGCGCAGCUGAAUGUGCUGGACGAUCUGCUCUAUUACUGCGAUGAGGAGGCCGAACUGUAUUUAGCCCAGCUCUACGAAAGGUACCAGCAGCUCAUCUGCGACCAGAGCUCCAACAGUGAGUACGAGUCGGGAUCGACGGACUUUUGGAGCGACGCCUCUGACUCCGAAGACAAUAUGUCGCAGCAAAACAGUGCCGACGACGACGCCCUGUCCAGCACCAGCGGGACGGGCAGCAACAGCACCCACAGCCUGGUUCCAGCCGCCCUGAAACGACGGGGCCAUCAGCAUCAUCCCCGCUUCUCGGGCACACGGCGGCCCAAUGUGCCCAAUGUCCAGGAGAUACUGGCCGCGCUCUAUCGCGGCGACUCCAAGGGGGUGCUCUCCAAUCUGCGCGGUGAGGCUCAACCAGAGCCGGAACCCGAGAACGAGACACCCGUGGAGGCGCCUUCCACGCCGAUUAGCCGCAGCACCCUAAGUCUUCCACUCACCGAUUCGGUGACCAAUUCCCUGGGCAGCAACAGUCCCACGCCCACGGAUGAGAGCAGCAUUCAAGAUGACAGUGCGGCCACACCCGUAACGGGAACCACAACAGCAACGGCAACGCCUUCAGGCCUUCCGGUGCCGCCCAACGGGAAGGAGAAGGAGGCCAAAACGUCCAGUGGCAAGAAAAAGAAGCGGGACAGAGGCGAAAAGUCCGAGAAGCGGGAAAGAGGCGACAAGUCCGAGAAGAGUGAUAAAGGCGACAAGUCGGAGAAGAGUGAAAAAGGUGAAAAGUCAGAGAGAAAGAAGAAGUCCUCCUCAUCAUCGUCGGGCAAGCGCGAGCGCAGCAAACGUCAUGGACAUGGAGCAGCCGGCACGAGUGCAAUGGAGGCCAGCAGUGAUAGCCUGGCCACCGAUCUCAGCGCCGGGGCCAUCGACGAGGGCAUCGCACUGGGCGAUGACGACGACACCCAGUCGGCCGAGUGGUCCAAAUUGCGAUGCACCAGCGAGGCGGCCGAGAUUGUGGCGGAGCGAGAGGCACGUCGGAACAAGGGACGGUGUGCGGACUAUCCGGGUCUGGCCUUUGGACGUUCCAUCUUCAGUUCGGACACCAUGAUGAAGUUCAAUAUCAUCCGGAACGAGCUGCACAACAUCAUGAAUACACAACUAAAAAGGGCCGAAUCUGAGGUUGCUGCUCUGAACCGUCGCAUUCAGUUGCUCGAAGAAGACUUGGAGCGCUCUGAGGAGCGUCUGGGUUCCGCCACAGCCAAGCUGUCGGAAGCCUCUCAGGCCGCCGAUGAGAGCGAACGGAUACGAAAAGCGCUUGAGAAUCGCACAAAUAUGGAAGAUGACAAAGUGGCUCUCUUGGAGAACCAAUUAGCACAAGCAAAAUUAAUUGCAGAAGAAGCCGAUAAGAAAUACGAAGAGGUUGCCAGAAAACUUGUGCUCAUGGAAGGAGAUCUGGAGCGUUCCGAGGAAAAAGUUGAGCUCAGCGAAAGCAAAAUUGUGGAGCUUGAGGAAGAGCUGCGCGUGGUUGGUAACAACCUGAAGUCCCUGGAAGUCUCUGAGGAGAAGGCCACACAAAAAGAGGAGACCUUUGAAACGCAAAUCAAGGUCUUGGACCAUUCUCUGAAGGAGGCUGAGGCUCGCGCUGAGUUCGCUGAACGUUCCGUUCAGAAAUUGCAGAAGGAAGUCGACAGGCUCGAAGAUGACAUGAUCGUUGAGAAAGAACGCUACUGCCUGAUCAACGACAGCCUCGACGAAGCCUUCGUGGAUGUGAUUGUGGGCCUGGAGCCCUUCUGGAACCCGCGUAAUCCCAAGCCGCCCACGCCCGAGCUCACCGAGGAGGAUCUGGCCCGCAUUGCCGAAGCGAAAGCAGCGGCGGAGGCCAAGGCCGAAGCCGAGGCCGCCGAGCAGGCCGAGCGUGUGGCUGCGGCAGUGGCUGCUGCCCUGGCUGCGGGCAUCGAUCCGGCGACCGUGGUCGUCGAGGGUGCACCCGGAGAGCCGCCAGUGCCCAUCAAGAUACCCACACCACCGCCCAAGGAGCCCACUCCUCCACCACCACCGCCGCCACCAUUCGAGUACUCGAUCGAUUUGCCCCCAGAGGGUGCCGAGGUCCCGUAUGUCAAGAACUACGAGCCACCACCACCGGGAUCGGAGCCAGAGCCCGUGCCAGCUGCCGAGGGAGAGGCUGCCGCCGCUGCCCCGCCGGCCGAGGGAGAAGCACCUGCCGCACCGGCUGAGGGUGCAGCCCCACCACCUGCCGAUGGAGCAGCACCGCCCGCUGAGGGAGCUGCCCCCGCCGAAGGAGCUGCUCCGGCGGCUGAGGGAGCUGCACCCGCUGCCGAGGCUGCUCCUGCUGCUGAGGCUGCGCCUGCUGCUGCUGAGGCUGCACCUGCCGCCGAAGCUGCACCCGCUGCCGAGGCUGCCCCUGCCGCCGAGGCUGCUCCCGCCGAAGCACCACCAGCCUAAGCCGACCAUUGCGACCCCGAUGCUAGUCCCCAACAGAGUCUGCUGCGCAAAACCAAAGACACAACAACUGCUACAAAAUGCUGCCCUGCUUUUAUACACCUAAUUUUGAGCACGUUUUUGGAUACAUUUUUAAUUAAAAAUUUCAUUUAAUCGAAGCAUUGCAAAAACCAAAA
Drosophila pseudoobscura is the source of this 3583-nucleotide messenger RNA. It is a transcript of the gene Tm1, whose product is annotated as tropomyosin 1. Bases 378 to 3410 code for a protein of 1010 amino acids. Gene Ontology annotation, molecular function: actin filament binding. The transcript has 9 exons. Gene Ontology annotation, cellular component: actin filament. NCBI's taxonomy places the organism in Eukaryota, Metazoa, Arthropoda, Insecta, Diptera, Drosophilidae. The record is from RefSeq and is a predicted model, not a curated record. Gene Ontology annotation, biological process: muscle contraction; actin filament organization.